Molecule: messenger RNA, 3980 nt
Organism: Pipistrellus kuhlii (Kuhl's pipistrelle)
Lineage: Eukaryota; Metazoa; Chordata; Mammalia; Chiroptera; Vespertilionidae
Gene: ALDH4A1
Product: aldehyde dehydrogenase 4 family member A1
Exons: 15
Coding region: 85-1770 (561 amino acids)
Molecular function (GO): L-glutamate gamma-semialdehyde dehydrogenase (NAD+) activity
Source: RefSeq, a predicted model, not a curated record
AGGUGGUGCGCUCCGGGCGGGGCAGCGCAGUCAGGUUGCGACCCGGGUAGACUGUCCUGAGAACAGCGACACCGUGAGCCGGAGAUGCUGCCGCCCGUGCUUCGGCGCGCCCUGCUGGCCCGCCCCUGGAGUGGGGCCAGGCUUCGGUGGAAACACGCCUCCUCCCUGAAGGUGGCCAACGAGCCCAUCUUGGCGUUCACCAAGGGCAGCCCCGAGCGAGAGGCACUGCAGAAGGCCUUGAAGGACCUGAAGGGCCAGACGGAAGCCAUCCCGUGCGUGGUGGGGGACGAGGAGGUGUGGACCUCGGACGUGCAAUACCAGGUGUCGCCCUUCAACCAUGGACACAAGGUGGCCAAGUUUUGCUAUGCAGACAAGGCCCUGCUCAACAAGGCCAUCGAGGCCGCCCUGGCCGCCAGGAAGGAGUGGGACCUGAAGCCUGUCGCAGACCGGGCCCAGAUCUUCCUGAAGGCGGCAGACAUGCUGAGCGGGCCGCGCAGGGCAGAGGUCCUUGCCAAGACCAUGGUGGGACAGGGUAAGACAGUGAUCCAAGCGGAGAUCGACGCAGCGGCCGAGCUGAUCGACUUCUUCCGAUUCAACGCCAAGUUCGCCGUGGAGCUGGAGGGGGAGCAGCCCAUCAGCGUGCCGCCCAGCACCAACAGCGUGGUGUACCGGGGGCUGGAGGGCUUCGUGGCGGCCAUCUCCCCUUUCAACUUCACUGCGAUCGGCGGCAACCUGGCGGGGGCGCCGGCCUUGAUGGGCAACGUGGUCCUUUGGAAGCCCAGCGACACGGCCAUGCUGGCCAGCUAUGCCGUCUACCGCAUCCUCCGGGAGGCCGGCCUGCCCCCCAACGUCAUCCAAUUUGUGCCGGCUGACGGGCCCACCUUUGGGGACACUAUUACUAGCUCCGAGCACCUGUGCGGCAUCAACUUCACAGGCAGCGUGCCCACCUUUAAAAACCUGUGGAAGCAGGUAGCCCAGAACCUGGACCGCUAUCGCACCUUCCCACGCCUGGCCGGCGAGUGCGGAGGGAAGAACUUCCACUUCGUGCACCGCUCGGCGGACGUGGACAGCGUGGUGAGCGGGACCCUGCGCUCGGCCUUCGAGUACAGCGGCCAGAAGUGCUCGGCCUGCUCCCGCCUCUACGUGCCGCACUCGCUGUGGCCUCAGAUCAAAAAGCGGCUGCUGGAGGAGCACAGCAGGAUCAAAGUGGGCGACCCUGCAGAAGAUUUCGGGACCUUCUUCUCCGCAGUGAUCGAUGCCAAGUCCUUUGGUCGCAUCAAGAAGUGGCUGGAGCACGCCCGCUCCUCGCCCAGCCUCACCGUCCUGGCGGGCGGCAAGUGUGACGACUCUGUGGGCUACUUCGUGGAGCCCUGCAUUGUGGAGAGCAAGGACCCUCAGGAGGCCAUCAUGAAGGAGGAGAUCUUCGGGCCCGUGCUGACCGUGUAUGUCUACCCAGAUGACAAGUACAGGGAGACACUGCAGCUGGUGGACAGCACUACCAGCUAUGGCCUCACAGGGGCAGUGUUUGCCCAGGAUAAGAACAUUGUCCGGGAGGCCACUGAGAUGCUGAGGAACGCUGCCGGCAACUUCUACAUCAACGACAAGUCCACUGGCUCGGUGGUGGGCCAGCAGCCCUUUGGGGGAGCCAGAGCCUCCGGAACCAAUGACAAGCCCGGGGGCCCCCACUAUAUCCUGCGGUGGACGUCGCCCCAGGUCAUCAAGGAGACCCACAAGCCUCUGGGGGACUGGCGCUACUCGUACAUGCAGUGAGCCCGCUCGGCGCCUCUGCCGUCGGCCUGUCUGUCCGUCCGGGCAACUGACCUCGGUGCGCUGGCCCACCCAGCCCCCCACUGGCCCGUUUCCUGGCCUGUCCCACAUCUCGGGGUCAGGCGCCCAGCCCUGGUUUGAUCCUGCUGGGAAGGGACAGGAGAAUUGCUGCUUAUCCCAUCGGCCCUCCUAGGAAGGACCUCUCAGAGGCUGACCUUGGUGCCGGCUGGCUCGCCAUCUUUUCUCUUUCUUCUGCUCUGUGGCCCAGUGGUUUAGCUGGGCUGGGGAACGUCUGGCCUGAGGGCCACAUAAGGCCCACAAAAUCAUUUGGUCUGGCCCUGCCAAGGCAUUAGAAGGGAGUUAAUUAAAUAUUUGACCAGUGAUAGCAGGCUAGUUAUUAAGUUGAUAAUUUUGUGUGGCCCACGAAUGAUGUUAUAAAUAUCCACAUGGCCCUGGGCAGAGAAAAGGUUCCCCACCCCCGGUUUAGGGACUUGGGGAAUGACAGCGGGGCAGCUCCCGACCCCUUGUGGGAAAGGAGGCGGCUCUGGGCCUUUUGGCAACCUCAUUACCCCCAGGGGCUCCUGGCCUUGGCCCUGGCCUCUCCAGGGCUGCAGGAGUGGGUGUACCAGGGUGGUCUGCAGGGUGCCAGGGCACUAGCUGACCUUGCCCUCUCAGUCUGGGUCAUCCUCCUUUCACACUAGCUCUUUGCCCAGCCACACGAGCCAGUGGGUGCCUGUGCCUGACCUUAAGCCUUAGCUGCCCGUGUGCCUUUCUCCAGGGCUCCUGCACGCCCAUGUGACUCCUGCUGUCUCCAUGUGGUGAGGCUGGGGGCCGCGGGAGGCCGCCUGCCAAGAUGUGGGGCAGGCUGGGCCUUCCUGUUGGGGCUGGGAUUCGGAAACUGGAUGGGCCCCGCCUCCAGGACGGCCGCCCUCAGCUGCAUGGGGCUGGUUUCCCUGCAGGAGCUUGUUCCCACAGGCUGUGGACGCACAGGCCCAGGUAGCUGUUGCUCCCACUAUCCCAUCCCCCCUGCCCUGGGUCCCCGCCCUGCCAGGACCUGGAAUUGCCCAUAGAAUCUUCUUUGCAUGCGAGUGGCUUGGCGUAGACCGGCCCUCGGGGGGCCUGUUCUUUGUGUGCUGCAGCCCAUUGUGGACUCAGCCAGGUUGGGUUCUGAGCGGCCAGGGAUGUGUAAGGGGUGACUUGGGAGAGCAGUUUUAAUGGAGCCGAAAAGUGCUGGGCCCUCCUCAGGACAGCUGUCAGGGCUCCCCACAGGGCAGGGCGCCCAUUGCCCAAGAGCCAUGACCUCACCCAGGGCGAGCGGUCCGGGGCGAGUGCUGAUGCCGCCUGCCAGGGUGUGGGUUCUACACUGUUUCCCACAAGGCACCAGGUCAGGAGGCUGGUGGGUGGGGUGGAAAUGUUCCUGGUUUUGCUGACUCUACACUGUGAGGGGCCAUGGGACUUGACCUGACAUCACCCAAUAAAACACCUGUUACUUCAUCAAAUCAGUCUUUCCGGUGGGGGUGGGGGUGGGGGUGGGGGUGGGGGUGGAGGGACAGCUUCUAAGUCUGAUGGCAUUGCCAGUGUGUCAUUAGGUGUCAGGAGCGCAGUUCCCUCUGUGGUGGAAGGAAGGGCAGGCACUGAUGUAUGGGAAAACCUGCUGCGGUGGUGGAAGCUCUGGAGCCAGAUGGGCUGGGUUCAAAUCCCAGCUCCAAAAAGCUGUGCCACCUCUCUGACCUUCUGUCUCUUCAUCUGUAAAACGGGAAAAAUAAUAAAUGUAUACCCACACAGAGGUGGUCAUGAGAAUUAAAUGAGUUACCAAUGUAAGUGUUUAGAACAAUGCCGGACACAGAAUUCAUGAUUCGCCAAUGUUACCCAUUUACCCAUUGUUGUAACAACCACUGUUAUGUGCUGUGAUGCGUUUACAUGCCUGGAUAUUUUAGUUAAAUGUCAUUCUAGAUGUUUCUGUGAAGGUGUUCAGUGGACUGAGUAAAGCAGAUUACCCUUCAUCAUGGGGGUGGGCCUCAUCCAAUCAGUUGAAGGCCUUAACAGAAAAAAGACCGAGCUGCCUUGAACAAGAAGGAAUUCUGCCAGGAGACUGCCUGUGGACUCAAUCACAACUCCUGGUCUCCGGGCUGCCAGCCUGCUGGCAGGAUUUGGAUUUCCUGACCCCACAAUCUGUGAGCCAGUUCCUUACAAUAAACCGGUGCCUCUCUGUG